AUGUCGUCCUCCAUAGCGUCCACGUCCGCUCUUCCAGGCAGUGUAGCAUCCACCAGCAUCUCCGUCUCGUCCUACAUACGAGGCGCCAGCGCAACCGACCUCGACCUCGCGACCACCUCGCUCUCCUCCACGUCCAUCACCAUUGUACCGUUGACGUCCGUUGAUCGUGUCCGUCUCCUUUCCGGAAUCUAUGGACCCUUCCGACCACCCACGCCUGCCACUGUCCCACUGUGGGUAGCGGUCCAUCUCAAGAAGCGCAAAAAAGCAGUCAUCGUCACACCAACCUGGCUCACCGUAGAGUCCCUCACCGAGACUUUGAAGCACGAGACCACACAACCGGGCUUCUCCUCCCUCCCACACUACUGGAUUGGUGUCUCUCAGGCCCUGCUGAGCAACGCCUCAGACGACGUGCCUAACUCCAAUCGAGUUCGGGCGCUACUCAAAGACAUCCGAGAAGCACGUCAAAGCAAGAUCCUCAGCGGUGUACCUAUGAUCAACUCGGUCCAUCUACAGAUGCACAACAUCUCCGCACACGAGGUCGCAGAACUUCGAGGAUUCUUUGGAACCGCUUUCGCCCACUUGAAAGCGUUGAGACCGGCCAACGAGGUAGAUGCUGAAGGCAAAUUGCAGAGCGAAUUGGAUGCCAGGAAUAGGUGGUUGUUGAUGCCCAGCUUACCGACUCAUCUCGGCGACGAAAGCAUGAUCAGGCCUGGUGCUCCAAGUGCUGCAAGAGACCAUCACCGCGAGAUGUCGUUGGAUCAGGACGAAUCGAUGAACACAAACUACACAGACGAAAGCAGCUUCUAUGCCGGCCAAGACGCAACGAGAGCACAGCCGAGAAAGUCAAACGUCUCCGAUUCAGGCUACCACUCUGCUCCUCGUGCCGACCGCUCGACAUCACCAUCGUAUCCGCGUCAAGCUCAGCCCAGUUCAUCCGGAACGAAUCGUCCACCCAGAUUUGCCGUCGAUGACGAAGACGACGAUUCUUAG
Molecule: messenger RNA, 990 nt
Organism: Pseudozyma hubeiensis SY62
Lineage: Eukaryota; Fungi; Basidiomycota; Ustilaginomycetes; Ustilaginales; Ustilaginaceae
Product: potential GINS DNA replication initiation complex subunit
Exons: 1
Coding region: 1-990 (329 amino acids)
Biological process (GO): DNA replication; double-strand break repair via break-induced replication
Cellular component (GO): GINS complex; nucleus
Source: RefSeq, a predicted model, not a curated record